Molecule: messenger RNA, 2224 nt
Organism: Thamnophis sirtalis
Lineage: Eukaryota; Metazoa; Chordata; Lepidosauria; Squamata; Natricidae
Source: RefSeq, a predicted model, not a curated record
AGGAGAAUUCAGUGAUGGAUCCAAUGAAGCAGGAGGCAUCUAUCAAGUCUUGGAAAUACCCUACGAGGGAGAUGAGUUCAGCAUGAUGAUCGUUCUCUCCAGGCAGGAAGUGCCACUAGCCACCCUGGAGCCUUUGGUCAAAGCCCAGCUGAUCGAGGAAUGGGCAACCUCUGUGAAGAAACAAAAGGUUGAGGUGUAUCUGCCAAGGUUCACAAUAGAACAGGAAAUUGAUCUGAAGGAUGCUUUGAAAGGGGUUGGAAUUACAGAAGUAUUCAGCCAAAGUGCUGAUCUCACUGCAAUGUCUGACAACAAAGAGCUUUACCUGUCAAAAGCUGUUCACAAAUCUAUCCUUGAAGUUAAUGAAGAAGGUUCGGAAGCUGCUGCUGCUUCAGGAAUGAUUGCAAUUAGUAGAAUGGCUGUGCUGUACCCCCAAAUUAUAGUGGACCAUCCAUUCUUAUUUCUGGUCCGGAACAGAAUAAAAGGUACCAUCAUUUUCAUGGGGAGAGUAAUGAACCCAGAAGCGAUGAAUCCGAGUGUGCAUGAUUUCGAAGAACUUUAAUAUCUUCACAGGUUUAACCACAUUCUCACAAAAGAAAACAAGCACACUGAGUUUGCAAUUGAUGUAUUUAAGGUUUUCCAUGUGGUGGUUUACUUUUUUUUUUUUUUUUUAGUUCUCUCUUUUUGGCAAUGUUACCUUUGAGAUACUAUUUAAAAAGACAAACCGUUUCCAGGUCUAACUUCAGCUAUGAAAUUGCAGACCACAGUUGUGGAAGGGAAGCUUUCGGUAUUAAAAUAUAUGUUGUUGUCUCUGUGAUUUAUUGUGUUGGUCCUUUAAAAUAAAAAUUUAAAAAUAUCCAUGCUAGUGACCAUCUUCUUCUCUUGGGAAUUAAUACCUAAUUGCCUCUCACAUGAAGCCAGUCCAAAUUUCUAUAGUAGAACAUACUUAUGUGCCAUUGGGAAUUAAUUAGUUAAUUAAUUGUUAAGGCUCUUUGAAGCCUAGAUAAUAACCCCAAGGUGCUCAGAUUUUUGAAGAUACAAGGUAUUGAGAACACAUUCCAGAAGUGGGAAGAGCUUAGAUUAGUGUUUUUCAAUCUCAGCAACUUUAAGAUGGAUGGAUUUCAAUUCCUAGAACUCUUCAGGAACCAUACAAACUGAGGAAUUCUGGGAGUUGAAGUCCACGCAGCAUAAAGUUGCUAGGGUUGAGAAACAAUGGCCUGGAUAAACAUUAGAGCGGCUGAGACCAUAACUAAUUUGGAUAUGUUUUAAUAUAAAUGUAAUUAAAAUUGAAUUAAGUCAAUAUGACCAUUCCCCAUAUAUUGUGUGCAUUUCCCAAAAUGUCACAAUAAAAUGUACAAUUCAGCAUUGUACAUUGCAGAGCAUUUAGCUAAAAUUCUAGACUUCUGUUACCUAAAGCCACUAUUUUCCAACUUGGGCAACCUUCAGGAAUAUGGACUCCGAUUUCCAGAAUUUCUCAGCAAUUACUGAGAACUCUGGAAAUUGAAUGCCAUACAACUAUAAGAUGCCCAGGUUGGUAAAUGCUAAUUAAUCUAACUCAUGGUGGAAAUAAUCCAUUACAUCUCUGUAUGGUCCACCACUCUGUUUUAUCUUCUUCUAUAAUGUGUCAUCUGCCACUGACUCAGUGGUGGGAUCCUAGCACUUUAACAACCCGUUUGGUGAUCACGCGCUUUGCUGCGUGUGCGCAGUUUUGAGAAAACUUGCCUUCUGCAUUACUGCUGGGGAGCAAAAUAGCUGAGACUCAGCAGUCCACUCUGCCUUGUGACUAAUCUGUGAUAUAGGUCAGUAUAGCGCAGGGGCGGGUGGACAGGCCAACUUGAUUGUGGGAGCAAACCGGUUCACUCCCAGCUGAUCGUUGGAGCUACCAGCUUGCCCGAACCGGUCGGAACCAGUAGAAUCUCACCCCUGCACUGACUCCUAUGCAAAUGCCAGGGAAGUGAGGAAGACUCCUUCAGGAAAAACAGGCAAGGUUCCCAGGAUUAAGCAUGGAAAAUACAGCACUGGAGGGUUUUCAGAAAGAAUUAUUCCAGAACCAAACUCUGUCUUGCGUCAGAAAAGGCAAGAGUUUCAGAAUAUGUCGAAAACCCCACAGUGAUGUCUGAUCCUAAUGCAUUUAUAGAAGAUCAGUGACAGAGGUCAUAUGAUCUCUUGAAAGUAGGGGAAGUGUUACAGUACUGAGGCAGUGCAUGAAGACAUACUGCAGCUUUAA